Messenger RNA from Oryzias melastigma (Indian medaka), 516 nucleotides. Its product is annotated as SAP30-binding protein. The transcript is spliced from 5 exons. The record is from RefSeq and is a predicted model, not a curated record. NCBI's taxonomy places the organism in Eukaryota, Metazoa, Chordata, Actinopteri, Beloniformes, Adrianichthyidae. Bases 55 to 516 code for a protein of 153 amino acids.
ACCACAUUGACUACAACUCCCAGAACACAAACAGUACCUGCGCAUGCGCAGUUAAUGACGUCUUCAUUCCGCGACCGAGCAUCGCGUCCCGCGGCGAUGGCGAGCGGCAAAAAGAGCGCUCUUCUUUCGUCUCUAGCGGAUUAUGGAGACGAUUCAGAACCGGACUCUGACCCAGAACCCGAGGAGUCCGAGGUUCGUGGAGGAAGUCUCGUUUACGGCUAUGGUGAAGAGGAGCCGAGUCGGAUCGAGGAUCCCGGGAUCAGAGAGUCCGAAGAUGAAGACAGCAAGGAGAGCAACUCGGAGAUGGACGGAUCAGACGAGGGGAGGGAGCCCGAUGAUUUUGAGCCUGCAGUUCCUCGGAUCUCCGGGCCCCAACCUGCAGAUCUGCAGAUUCCUGUGCCUCAGCCUGCAGCCCAGCAGGCACCUGUGCUUCAACCUGCGGUCCCGCAGAUCAGCACAGGCACCGUCAGGGCUGAGAUCGAGUGCACAGACCCUGCUGCAGCUGGACACAUCUGA